Messenger RNA from Linum trigynum, 1668 nucleotides. The record is from the annotation of a GenBank genome assembly. Lineage: Eukaryota; Viridiplantae; Streptophyta; Magnoliopsida; Malpighiales; Linaceae.
CACAAGGAUUUGGAAGACUUGUUUGGAGUUUAAGGAUAAUCAAAUAUCAUGUGUUUCUUCUAGUUGUAUAACUCUUGUGAUUGUUUUUUGACGAUUUGUGUAAUGUGUAUUUCAUUUCAUUAACAUGGAAAGUUUGAGAAUAUGUUAAUUGACAUGUGUUAAGUAAACUAUUCCCAUAAACAUGUGAAUAUUUGUGUUCUUUAAAAAUAUAUGAAGCAUGUUUUAUACCGUUUCUGAGAGCGCUCAUAAACCGAAACGACCUGUAACCGGACCCGAAACCGAAUGGUCUGGGCCAAUAUUUGACCCAAAAUUGGUCAAACCAACAUGACCCGACCCAUAACCUAAAACCCCAACCCGAUCCGAUUGCCAGGUCUAGGACCUGGAAUGGGGAGACAAGUUGAAUAAAGAUCCACCAACUCUGCGUUUGAAGCUAGCACAAAUGGCACUCAGGAUAACCAAUACAAGGACAAAGUCGCUACUAAAGAAGAUCGAGGAACUAGAGUACGAAGCAUCGGAGGACUUUCAAGAGGUCAUACGUCAAAUUGGAUUCAGUCCACAUCCCAUGGAGCCAACAAUGAUGAAUGCAACUGGAUGGGACGAUGAAGGGACGUCAGAACUUGAUUGGCCAUCCAAUGAGGCAUGCUCUUCGAAUGGGAGUACCAUCUACCCCUUUGUUUUGCUUGGAUUAUGUGCUUUUAGAAUCUCCAUAAAUAUGAUGAGUGCUAGUAGCCAAGUCCUUAUUUUCUAAAUUUGAUUGACAAGUUGAGUAACCUGUUUUCAAAUGUUUCCAUAGCUCACUAUCUUUUAGACCAUUGAGGACAAUGUUCAUUUUAAAGUGUGGGGUGGAAUUGGGUAUUACAUGUUACUUAAUUAUGCUUGACAAAUGACAUAUUGUUAGUCAUUCAGUUUCAAAUUGUAAUCCAAAAUCACUAGUUAUGAUCUAUGUGAAAAAAAUUCAAAAAUUCAAAAGAUCUUUUCCAUCUAAUGACUUUUUAGUCAUCCCCUACAAGCUUUUCACUGCUCAUCUUACUUUGAAUCAAUGAGUCUAGGGAAUGUCAUUCAGUCUAUGGAGGAUAGUGUAAUGACUAUGAAGGAUGCGGUAGCCAAUGAGAUAUAAUGAUCAUUUGAUGCGUUUCAAUGCCAUAUUAUUUGAUCUAUUCAAAGAUUUCAGAUUAUGCAAAAGAGUCUCCUAUUUUCAAAGUUUUCAAAGGGUGAACUAUAUCUUUAGAAAAAUGGAAAAAUUUAUACCCAUCAAGAUAUUGUUUAAUUCAAAAAUUUGCCUUGCUGUGUGAAGAAUAAAGUGUGGGGUAAAACAAACGUGUGAGGCAUCUUUUAAUUGCACUAAAAUUGGGUUUUGGAAGAGAUAGUAUUUGAGGUUUAUUAGGGAAGUCCUACAAGGUGAUGCUAGUUAGGGAUGACAAUGGGUCAGGUUGGGUUGGGUUUUGCCAAACCCGAACCCAAACCGAUGGUUAUAUCCAUCGAAAAACCUCGGGGUAAAACCCAUUGGGUUUGAAAAACUCAAACUCAACCCAACCCGUUGGGUAUCCGCGGGUUUAUGGAUACCCACGUGUUAUGUGAUAAUAAAAAUGCACAAUAACAAGUUCCUACCAAAAUAAAAGUCAUCAUUCUUCCCAUACAAAUUAUCUUUAAAAAAAAUCAUUCUAAAGC